Molecule: messenger RNA, 1170 nt
Organism: Endocarpon pusillum Z07020
Lineage: Eukaryota; Fungi; Ascomycota; Eurotiomycetes; Verrucariales; Verrucariaceae
Exons: 2
Coding region: 1-1170 (389 amino acids)
Source: RefSeq, a predicted model, not a curated record
AUGAUCGUUGUGAUGGUAUGCAAUGUGGGAAAAGCCCUACUCAUGUUCCUCAUCACUUUUGUUCUCAAAGACAAACCUUUGAUCACAAUUGGGGAUGCCAUUGAUUCAUUCUUGAACGACAGCGAUCAGACUACCAGAGGCUUGUGCUUGAGCAGCAAGAAGAGCAUCAAGGCUGGCAAGUUUCCCCAAUAUGGCUUCGAAAUGGUUAAGGAUUAUGAUGCGGCCCUGGUUUGCUGCUAUGAGGCGAUGAGCAUUCAGCUGAAGAAUGAGGGAUUCUCAAAAGACUGGAAAGCAGACCCGGUCAAGUAUAGAUCAAGCGUUGAGAGAUGGUUCAGUGCGGUCACUCCGGCAAGAUGGUAUUCAUGCCUAGCUUUAUAUUUUUGCUGCAUGCUCACAGUCACUAUCCUCCUUGUUAUCGGCGUCAAUACGGCAAACUACAACAAUAACGGUGUUGCUAGAUCAGCUCUUGAAUUCAUUAACCUAGGCAUCGGCGCUGUUACCCCGGACACCCUGAUCAGCGGGUGGCACUUAGCCUCCAUCGGUGGCACCACAAUCAUAGCCAGCGUGCUGAUCAGCAACAUCCCGCAAAUGAUUUUGUCAUUCCUCUACCUCCUCUUCAACGGCGUUUUUACCAGCAUGCUCCUUGCCACCGAAUGGUCCGACUUCGCGCACAAACGUAAACCCCUACGCGUCUCGGACCCCAUAAAAGGCCAGCGAUCAACCUACUUCCUCCAGCUGCCUUAUCGCUACGCCGUGCCUCUCCUCAUCCUCUCCGGCAUCCUCCACUGGUCCGUCAGCCAGUCUAUCUUCCUCGCCCAGGUUGCAACCUAUUCCAAAGAUGGUGACCUGGUGGACAACGCUGCGAUAUCAACAUGUGGCUACUCCCCCAGCGUUGUCGCACUGACCAUGAUCAUCGGAACCUGUCUGGCAUUUUUCAUGGUGCUCCUGAGUGUCCGGCGGUAUAAGCGCGGGAUACCGCUGGCGGGGAGCUGCAGUGCGGCGAUAUCAGCUGCUUGUUAUGGACGCGAGGAUGUCGACUCGGCGGCACCGCUGCAAUGGGGUGUUACUUCGCCAGAGGGAGAGGAGAUUGGUCAUUGCGCUUUUUCGGAUAAGGAGGUCAGGAUGCCGGUAGAAGGGAGGCUAUAUGCUGGGGCGAUGAAGAUGGAUUGA